Molecule: messenger RNA, 1678 nt
Organism: Hyla sarda
Lineage: Eukaryota; Metazoa; Chordata; Amphibia; Anura; Hylidae
Gene: PHGDH
Product: phosphoglycerate dehydrogenase
Biological process (GO): L-serine biosynthetic process
Molecular function (GO): phosphoglycerate dehydrogenase activity; NAD binding
Source: RefSeq, a predicted model, not a curated record
GAGGGUCUACCAUGAGGAGGAGAUGCGGGUUUGGGAUGUGACUGGGUCUUUGUCGCUCCGGAUCCGCAGGAGACGCAUCAUGUCAGACAUCACACGAGUCCUCAUCAGUGACAGUCUGGCAUCUGCUUGUGCCCACAUUCUGCGCUCACAGGGGGGCAUCGAGGUGACCGAGAGUCCAGGCCUGAGCCCCCAGGAUCUCCUCUCACAGAUAAAGGACUAUGAUGGUCUUAUUGUCCGCUCAGCCACUAAAGUUACAGCAGACGUCCUGACUGCAGGGUCAAGACUGAAGGUGGUCGGACGAGCGGGAACCGGAGUGGACAACGUGGAUGUGGACGCGGCCACCAAGAAUGGGAUCAUCGUAAUGAACACUCCCACAGGUAACAGUAUCAGUGCUGCGGAGCUGACGUGCGGCCUCAUCCUCAGUCUCUCCAGGCAGAUCCCUCAAGCUGCAUCAUCCAUGAACCAGGGGAAAUGGGACCGUAAGAAGUACAUGGGCUCCGAGCUGUAUGGGAAGACUCUGGGGAUUCUCGGUCUGGGACGAAUCGGAAAAGAAGUAGCAAUAAGGAUGCAGUCAUUCCAAAUGAAGACGAUCGGAUACGACCCUAUAAUCCCCCCGGAGGUCACAGCAGAGUUUGGGGUUCAACAGUUUUCACUAGAAGAAAUCUGGGGACAGUGCGACUACAUCACUGUUCACACACCCCUCCUGCCCUCCACCACAGGUCUCAUAAAUGACGCUGCAUUCGCCAAGUGCAAACGUGGUGUCCAGGUCAUUAACUGCGCCCGGGGGGGAAUCAUUGAUGAGGCGGCAUUACUGAGGGCCCUGGAGAGCGGGCAGUGCGGAGGAGCUGGACUGGACGUCUUCACCGAGGAGCCUCCUCGGGAUCGGGCCCUCAUAGACCAUCCACUGGUGAUCAGCCUCCCUCACCUCGGGGCCAGCACCCAUGAGGCUCAGAACCGCUGCGGGGAGGAGAUUGCUCUGCAGAUUGUGGAUGUGGUGAAGGAGCGGGCUCUUAUGGGGGCAGUGAAUGCCCCGGCUCUUACCAAGGCCUUUGCUCCAGAGACUAAGCCAUGGAUAAAGUUGGGUGAAGCUCUGGGUCGUCUUCUUCGCUGCCUGUUGCCAAAAGUGAAUGGAGAGAUCCAAGUGACCACCACAGGGGGGGCUCUGAAGAAUUAUGGCUCCUUCCUCUGCUCGGCUGUUGCCAUUGGAAUUCUCCAAGAUGAAGACAAGAAGGUGAACCUGGUGAACUCCUGCAUCUUCGCAAAGGAAAUAGGAAUCCAGGUAACGUCUCGUCAUUCGGGGGACUCGGCAGAGACGAGGUUGGAGGUGUCGGGAGGAGGUCUGACCUUAGUUGGGGGUCUGAGCGGUGACCUCCCCGGCCUCAUUCAGAUCGGACCCUCUCGGUUCAGGAGUCCGGUGUCAUUGGAGGGAACUCUACUGCUGUGGACGGAGGAGACAAAUCUACCAAAACUUGUGGAGGUUCUUGCAGCAGCGGGGAGUCAGCUCCAGAGUUUCCAUGUAUCCGGAGGAUAUAAUGUGGCGGAAGUAUCGGCCCCCCUCUCGGAUCUGUCGUCUCUGGGGUCCUGCCAGCAGAUCUCCCUAUAAUUCUCCACAUGAAGUGUUUCCGGUCAUUAGUUACUGAAAUAUUAAUGAUGUUAUUAAAGACAAAGCUUCUAAUUA